This is a messenger RNA of Macrosteles quadrilineatus (aster leafhopper), 5755 nucleotides long. RefSeq lists its product as uncharacterized. Bases 438 to 3143 code for a protein of 901 amino acids. The record is from RefSeq and is a predicted model, not a curated record. NCBI's taxonomy places the organism in Eukaryota, Metazoa, Arthropoda, Insecta, Hemiptera, Cicadellidae. The transcript has 9 exons. Gene Ontology annotation, molecular function: protein binding. Gene Ontology annotation, cellular component: SCF ubiquitin ligase complex. Gene Ontology annotation, biological process: SCF-dependent proteasomal ubiquitin-dependent protein catabolic process.
UCAGUGGCACUAUCGUAAAUAUUUUGAAAUGAGAGAAGUCAACAUUUUUUUCGUGUCACAAAGCUUAAUUAAUACAUGGAUCAUAAAAACUGUGUUAUUUAGAAGGUAUACUAAUUGCCAUUUGUGAUUCGGUGUGCUACUGGACCAUUUUUGCGUGUUUUCAGCUGAAGUACACGAUGACAGAGAGAGCCUACUUACACUGCUCUGGACUCCUAGCAUAAAGGCCCAAUGGUUUUCAAAUGCAUUCUACUGAAAUAGUUUCACAUCUAGAAAAACUGUGAAGAAGUGCAAGGCUUCAUGAAGAUAAUCUGCAAUUUGAACACUUAAAUUGUAUCACUUCUGUGGGAUGUUUUUAAACAUCUUCUAUAUGAACCGUUUAAAAUGUAGACCAGCUUCUUAAAAUAUUCUAAGUACUAAAGUGCAUUAAACCCCUCAAGAUGGAUGAACCUAAUGGGGAUUUUCACGAGGCGUUGUUUGCUCCGCUUUCGGCUUCAGACACUGAACACGAUUGUCUCAAAGACUUUCUGUUGGAUCCUCCUCGUCACGAUCAGUCGAGUUUAUCAUCUCAGUAUUGCUAUGAUAACGGAAUACAAAACAUUCAAUCCAACUCAAGCCUUCCGAUGUCAAUGAGUCUGAUGGGUGGAGGGCUGAUGUCUGGCCAUGGCAUGAGCAUGAACCACAUGUCCAACCAUGUAGGCCACGGCAUGAACAUGUCAAGCGUCCCAUCAGGAAUGAACAUGACAGGGCCCGGGAUGAACAUGUCCUCUUCUAGUAUGAUGGGUGGGGGAAUGCACAUGUCUUCGGGGCAAGGUCUGCAGAUGUCUGCAGGUCCUAGUUUACCGAUGCCAAAUGCUAGUUUACCAAUGGGAUCACCAAUGGGCUGUGGGAUGUCGAUUCAACCGAACGUCGGAAUGUCCAUGGGUUCAGCUUCUGUUAUGCCUAUGGGAGGAAAUUCAGGACUUUCUAUGCCUCAGAAUGCCUGUAUGCCGAUGUCGCCGAGCACAAACUUAUCCAUGUCCAACCAGGUACUUCCGAUGUCGUCUCCGUCGCCACUCUCCAUGUCUCCCAUGGGGUCGAGUCACUCCCUGCCCAUGUCCACGGCUGCCAUGACCAUGUCCACGUGCUCCCCUUUACCCAUGUCCCCCAUGGCCUCCAGUCAUACCUUACCCAUGUCCUCUACGCCUAGUAGAUCCAUCAUGGACCACAUGUCCCCUCUUCCCAUUCCCAAUCUUCCCAGUUGCGUCAACGACAGUCCCGCGAUGAUGCAUCAGGGUUACCAGUCCAGUCCUCGUAUACCUCAACUGCAAAGCCCAGUACAGAGUCAUAUGGCUCAACCUCAGGUGGACUUUAGGAGUCCGGGACAUUCCGUAGAGAACGUGAUACCGAGUGCUUUAGACAAUGGUGUGAUAAUGGCUGAGUGCGGUGAAAAGAACGGAGAGUGGAGUCCGGCUGGCACCGGUGACUCCGUAAGGACAGGAGAGAGUCAAGAAGGGGUCGAACCGGGAACCAGUGAAAGGACCGUGAGUAGUGAUUGUGUGAGUAGUGAAACCGUGUGUUCGCCGGAGACUACCGAUGUCCCGGCCGAACAAGGGACAGAGGAAAAGAAAGUAAAACAAGAAACCAGGGGGCGGAAACGGAAGUCGGUGGAGAAGAAACCGCGUCAGAAAAAGUCACCCUCUACCAUUGCGACGUACCAGAGUCAAAUUUCACCGGACCAGAAUGGGAUUAAGAUUCGCAUUAAGAAAUCGCUCACACCAGUACCUCAGAAAACGAGAAAACGAAGAACUAAGCAGAGUGAUGAGGUGGAUGAGUACGUAGAGCCUGCUGAGCAGGGACCUUGGGGUGACGAGAGGAUGCCAAAAGUUGUGCUUAGCAAAAUAUUUUACAUGGUGACGAAGAUUGAAGGCUGUGUUCCAUUUCUUGUAAGAAUGUCCCGAGUGUGUAAACAAUGGCGCGACGUCGCAGUCUCACCUCACCUCUGGUACCAUAUAGACCUAGCCUCGACCUGGUGUCGCGACCGAGUCAAGAACGACCGAACCUUCCAGUGGCUUUGCGAGAACCGGCUGGCGCAGGUCCAAGAGUUGAACUUGGGUGGCUGGUCGUUCACGGGGAUCCCUAGUGUGCUAGACAAGAUGGCGUCGUCGUGUCAGAGGUUGCAAGGUCUGGGACUGUCCGGUCUGCAGGGUCUCAGCAUGGACAACAUUAAGUUCCUGGUAUCGAACUGUCCUCACCUGGAGAGGCUUGAUCUUUCCAGCAUAAAUCCUGAGCAGAACAACCCCAGGUCAGCAGUCAGUAUGGCGUCACUGCUGCAUCUGGCUCAGACAAUGGGAGAGAGACUCACACAUCUCAUAUUGUCCAACAACAAACUGGCUGGAGUACCUCAGAUCAUUGCGGCUGUUGCGGCACACUGUCCCAACCUACAGGUGCUGGACCUGGCCAAUGUGAGGACUGUUGCUCAGACUACUGCCUGUAUACACAUAGAGAAGCUGCAGGAAGGCUGUCCUACACUCAGGGUACUCAGGCUUACCAACAGUCAGCUAGCUCUGUCACCAGUCUCAUUCAACGAGCAGGCGACGUCGCAAGGGUUCCCCCAUCUGGAGGAGCUGAGUGUUGCGGGUGUUGUGGAGGGUCUGUCAUCGCAGCCGUUCAUCGACGAUGAGGCCCUCCAGAGGAUCAUUAAGAACUCCAAGAAGCUGAGGUUACUGGACGUGAGGGGCUGCAACAAGGUGUCAGACUCAUCAUUGGUCAGGGUGCCUGCAUGGGACCUGGAGCACAUCUUUCUAUCAGGCUGCUAUGUGACUCGGCUGAACGACUCUGGUCUGGAGCUGAUUGUCAAGAAGUGGAGUCACAGCCUGGUGGAGGUGGACCUUGCGUGGAGUACAGCCACGGAGCCUCUGGACGCUGCAGUGCAGGCACUAGCAGAGCAGGGCGAGACCAGCAGACUCAGAACGCUGGACCUGUGUGGCUCGUCAGUAAGCCUGGAGCCUGUGAAGGCCGUCCUGACCAGGUGUCCGAUGUUGUCGUCCAUCAACCUGUCUUCUUGUCGAGCGUUGCCGCGCGGGAUGAAGCGGCUCUACCAAGGUUUGCCGCUCGUACAGCUGCGGUCGACCAUGCUCAACAACGCCUCCAAUGACGACCAAUGAACCAUUCCCCUCCUCUGCCCCACGGUCAAUUAACUGCGGGUAUCGCUCUUGUUUCUUAAUCCUGGUACGGUUGUGAAAAUUAAGGAGGUUUUAAUCGCACAGAGUUAAACCUCAAUGGGUUUAAACGUCCCUGGUGGAUGUCUAAGAUGCUUUUAGGCUAAAAUAUAAACUGCUCAGUGGUUGAUCAGGAAUGUUGUUGAAAGGAUAGAUUUCAGCUAGCUUACCUCAGACAAUUAAGAGUCCAGAGGCUUACAGAUACACAGUAAAAAAUUUCAAAUCUUAACACUAAUAUUUCAUACUAACACAUCAUUAUGAUAUAAUAUAAUAUUUCAUGAUUGAAGGCAGUGUUUUGUGACUUUUUGUGUAUCUUAUCUAUUAGCCCCUGGACUGUAAUUUUCUCUGGCAAGUUGAUGAGCUCAAUCACUUGGAAAAGUUCUGAUGCUUGAAUAGUCUCUGGAUUGUUGAAAUAAGUAAUUUACGUCUGCAUGAAACAGCUGUAGCUGUAAUCAAUGCAAUACAGAACCAUUUGACUGAAGAGAAACUAAAACUGAACUUAAAAGUUUUAAAAAAUUGUUUAUUUAUCUGUUGUCCGAAGUAUUUUAUAAUGUUUUUUUUUUUAUCAAAGAUUACAUAAAUCUUAACAAGUUAAGAAAUUAACCAUCAAACACUUGUGCCAUACCAGACACAAUUUAAUUUUUAAAAUAUGACCCAAGAGAAAGAAAAAUCUUGUCAAUGAAAGAUUAGUUGUUAGUCUGUUUAUAAAUGAAAACUUAUAUAGCAAAAGAACUUGGGUUUACCGUAUAUAUAUUUUCUUUUUCCGUCCUAGGGUGCUAGGCACUAGCCACGGAUCGUUUUUCAUGUAACUUCAGGCUAGGUAUAGGAGUUGAGGUAUUAUCACUCAGAUAAAAUCCAUCGGUCAUCUGGCGGAAUUUGAACCUGAGACCUCAGGGACCGAAGUCCUGCGCUCUACCACUAGAUCAGCUCACUGGUAAACCCCAUGGGUAGUACUGUAUAUCUAAAACAUCUUAAGCUGAAAAUUUCUAGAAAUCUUUUGCAAUGUUAAUUGGAUGUUACCUUAAACCGUAUUUUUCCAAAACAGUUCUUAAAUUUUUGUAAAGAAGGAUAGGAGAAAACUUUUGUUUGGAGAAAGUUUAAAAAUUUAAAAAUCAGCUCUAGGCCUACUAGGUCUAAGUUUAUAUAGGUUUCAAAACUGAUUAAUAUCCUGUAUGGUAAUCACAAUUUUUGGUUUGAAAUAAUAAAUCUUUAUUGAAAUAGCAACAUGUUAUGGAGAACAUUGAAAACCACGGCACACCUCCUUGAUUUUUACAAUUUCCUUGUAUUUUUUCAUAUAUAUUUAAUGUUUUAUAAUAUAUUGUUGAUACAAAAAAUUGUUUUGCGUUAAGUGUCUGGAAAGUACGAAAGACUUGUACAUAGUUGUAAGUUUGUUUAUAUUGUAUUUAUAAUUUGUUGAAAAGGUGUUUACUAUAAACAAAGAAUUUAUUUUAUUAUGUUUUGUUUGUAGAAGUACAAAAUGUUAGUCAUUCAUCUCAAUUGUAUAUUUGUACAUAUGAGCUUGUAGAAUAGCUUUAUAGCUUAUUUAUUGAUGUUUCUACAGGAUUUCAGUUUUCUAAAUUGACCACAGCGUAGUUAACUUCACUUUUGUCUGAAGUGUUUUGAAAUAGUUCAACUAUUGAUUUACACCAAUAUUUUUGUAGGUUUUUUUGCCCAUCGAAAGUGUUAUUACACUAAAAACGUUUUAAAACUCAAAUUGUGGUGGAAGAGAGAUUUCAACACAAGGCUAAUUAUUUUUUAUUAGUUUUAAUGUAGACUUUAAGGUAAUCCUUGCAUUUUACACUAGGAUUUCAAUCACUAGACGAGAAUUUAUUUAUGUUUGAAAAGGGUUUAUAUUACAAAAAUGCAUGUCUGAAGGUCUGUUCUGAAUAUGUUUUUCGGUAAAUAAAAAAUCAAUCUUUGAAAUUAAUUAAUAAUCACUCCUUCAAAAAUGUCUCAGUUAAGUUUGAGGAAACUUCAAAUUUGUAAAUACCUUUACAAGUUAAUUGGAUUUUUGAUUUCUUGUUAAAAAUACUACAGUAUAUUUUAAUUUUGUCGUCAAAAUUUGAAUCACUUCCAAUAAGGAGUGCUAAUAUUUCUUGCCUUCCAAGUAUUUUUCAAAGUUUUAUUGAAUAUUAUGUGUCGGGUAAAUUUUGUUUUGUUUGUUUUAUUUAUUUGUUUGAUCACUGAAAUAUCCCACACUUCAAUUAUGUUUAAUGCCUAACCUGAUAAAAAACGUUGGGUCAACAAAGGAAGGUUUCUUUUACUAUGAAAUUUUAUAAAACCUUUCUUAAAUAAAAAAAAAUUGUUAAUGAUACUUGUAUUACUAACAUUAAUGAUCUAUGGAUUCAUUAGCUUCCCCAUUGACAGGCACCGUAGUAAGUAUACUGCUAGGUCUGUUGAAUUAGUUUGUGUUGAAUUGUUGUUGUUAUUGGUUAUUCAGAGAAAAAAUCAACAAAUUAUAUCAAUAAAAAUACUCUUAAUAGCACAAACCUUGAUAAAACGUUGUCUGAAUCAUAAAUUUAUCAUCAACACAUUGAUUUUUAUAGGUAAUAAAAGCA